This is a messenger RNA of Ornithorhynchus anatinus (platypus), 2209 nucleotides long. RefSeq names its product DEAD-box helicase 55 (gene DDX55). NCBI's taxonomy places the organism in Eukaryota, Metazoa, Chordata, Mammalia, Monotremata, Ornithorhynchidae. Gene Ontology annotation, cellular component: nucleolus. The coding region runs from base 10 to 1803 and encodes 597 amino acids. The record is from RefSeq and is a predicted model, not a curated record. Gene Ontology annotation, molecular function: nucleic acid binding; RNA helicase activity; ATP binding. The transcript has 14 exons.
GGCGCCAAGAUGGCGGGCGCCGUGGAGCGCGUCACGGAGGCCGCGUGGGACGCGCUGCCGCUGCCGCUGCACCCGCGGAUCCUGCAGGCGCUGCGCGGCCUCCGCUUCUCCCGCAUGACCCCCGUGCAGUCUGCGACCAUCCCCCUGUUUAUGAACAACAAAGAUGUUGCUGCUGAAGCAGUCACAGGCAGUGGCAAAACACUGGCUUUUGUCAUUCCCAUCCUGCAGAUUCUUCUGAGACGGGAAGAGAAGUUAAAAAAAACCCAGGUCGGAGCCAUAAUCAUCACACCCACCAGAGAACUUGCCAUUCAGAUUGAUGAGGUGUUGUUACAUUUUUCCAAACACUUUCCCCAAUUUAGCCAGAUUCUUUUAAUUGGGGGUAGGAACCCCUCUGAAGAUGUGGAAAAGUUCAAAGAACAAGGUGGGAACAUCAUAGUGGCUACACCAGGGAGAUUGGAGGACAUGUUUAGACGAAAGGCAGAAGGCCUGGAUCUGGCGAGCUGUGUGAAGUCCCUUGACGUCCUGGUGCUGGAUGAAGCUGACAGACUUCUGGACAUGGGAUUCGAAGCUAGUAUCAACACCAUUCUGGAAUUCUUGCCGAAGCAGAGGAGAACUGGCCUUUUCUCAGCUACUCAGACACAAGAAGUAGAGAACCUGGUGAGAGCCGGCCUUCGAAACCCCGUCCGGAUCUCGGUGAAGGAGAAGGGGGUGGCAGCGAGCAGCACCCAGAAAACGCCGUCCCGCCUUGAGAACUACUAUAUGGUCUGUAAGGCAGAUGAGAAAUUCAAUCAACUGGUGCACUUUCUUCGAAACCAUAAGCAGGAGAAACAUCUCGUGUUCUUUAGCACCUGUGCCUGUGUGGAAUUUUAUGGAAAAGCUCUCGAGUCCUUUGUUAAGAAUGCAAAAAUCAUGUGUAUUCACGGGAAGAUGAAACACAAACGCAACAAGAUAUUCAUGGAGUUUCGUCACUUGCAAAGUGGCAUAUUAGUGUGCACCGAUGUGAUGGCCCGGGGGAUAGAUAUUCCGGAAGUCAACUGGGUUUUGCAGUAUGAUCCUCCUAGUAACGCAAGCGCCUUUGUGCAUCGCUGUGGACGCACAGCCCGGAUCGGCCACGAAGGUAGCGCUCUCGUGUUCUUGCUGCCCAUGGAAGAAUCCUAUAUCAAUUUCCUCUCGAUAAACCAAAAGUGUCCCCUGCAGGAGAUGAAGCCUCAGAAAAACACAGUAGAUCUUCUUCCCAAGCUGAAGUCGAUAGCUCUGGGAGACAGAGCAGUGUUUGAAAAGGGAAUGAAAGCUUUUGUGUCCUGCAUCCAGGCCUAUGCCAAACACGAGUGCAAUCUCAUCUUCCGACUGAAAGAUCUAGAUUUUGCGAGUCUUGCACGUGGGUUUGCCCUGCUGAGGAUGCCCAAGAUGCCCGAACUUAGGGGAAAGCAGUUUCCGGACUUUGUGCCCGUUGAGAUCGAUACGGACUCUAUUCCAUUUAAGGAUAAAAACAGAGAGAAACAGAGACGGAAACAAUUGGAGCAACAGAGAAAGGAGAGACCAGAAAAUGAAGGGAAAAAGAAAUUCAUAAAAAAUAAAGCUUGGUCAAAGCAGAAAGCCAAAAAGGAAAAGAAGAAAAAAAUGACAGAAAAGAGGAAGAGAGAAGAGGGUUCCGAUAUCGAUGACGAAGAUAUGGAGGAGCUCCUCAAGGAUACGAGACUCUUGAAAAAGUUAAAAAAAGGGAAAAUUAGUGAAGAAGAGUUUGAGAAGAGCUUGACGACGAGCGGAAAAAGACAAGGCAAGGCACAAGAUCUGGGGGAGUAGGAAUCGGAAGGCGACGGCCGAGUCUUCUGUUUCUGAUGGUCCGUGCCACUGGAACGGGGAGGGCCAUGUGGGUAAUGCAGAUGAAUCAAAAAGAGGGUGGCAUUUCGGAGGAAAUAAAAGCCAGUGGAGGAAGUGACUUUCACCCAGAGGAGCCUGUAGGGCGAGCCACCGUUUGGUACUGUGAGAAAAAACGGGAAUGGCAGGCUCGUGACUGUCGAGGGCUUUAAAGCCUGCCUGGAUGAUCCACAGGGAGGAUUAAACAGUGCGUAGGGUGAUGGGCGUUCCCAGAGGUUUUGCUCACCCAACAGAUUUUGGACUUCCCUCCAAAACUUUCAGUGUAAACCGUAGUUCUCAGUGUUCAUUUUGAUCAAGGAUUUGUAAAUACAUUUCAGUUUUCUACAUCGUU